Messenger RNA from Malaclemys terrapin pileata, 6695 nucleotides. It is a transcript of the gene SLC43A2, whose product is annotated as solute carrier family 43 member 2. Lineage: Eukaryota; Metazoa; Chordata; Testudines; Emydidae. The coding region runs from base 86 to 1789 and encodes 567 amino acids. Gene Ontology annotation, molecular function: neutral L-amino acid transmembrane transporter activity; L-amino acid transmembrane transporter activity. Gene Ontology annotation, biological process: transmembrane transport; neutral amino acid transport. The transcript is spliced from 14 exons. The record is from RefSeq and is a predicted model, not a curated record.
AAACACCGGGUGGAACCGGAGCGAGCGAGAGCGGAGCGCGCCGGGCGGGUUUAGAUACUAGAGAAAUAAGUCCUCACGUGUUGCAAUGGCUCCCACACUUGCUACUGCGCAUCGGCGGCGCUGGUGGAUGGCAUGCACAGCUGUUGUAGAGAAUCUUCUCUUCUCUGCUGUUCUUCUGGGCUGGGCAUCACUGCUCAUCAUGCUGAAAUCCGAAGGAUUUUACUCCUACCUAUGUCAUGAACCAGAGAAUUUUACCACCAGCUUCGCGCAUGGCAACAGGACAGAGCAGGAGGCUGUGAUUCGGAUCAAUGGGUGGCACAUCUGCCCGGAGCAGGAUGAAAUGCUGAACCUGGCUUUUACCGUUGGAUCCUUCUUGCUGAGUGCAAUCACUCUGCCUCUUGGGAUUGUCAUGGACAAAUAUGGCCCUCGCAAACUGCGUCUGCUUGGCAGUGCCUGCUUUGCUGUGUCCUGUGUGAUGAUUGCAUAUGGAGCUAGUAACCCAAAUUCACUGUCAGUGCUGAUCUUCAUCUCACUGUCUCUGAAUGGCUUUGGUGGAAUGUGCAUGACCUUUACCUCACUUACGCUGCCAAACAUGUUUGGUGAUCUUCGUUCCACGUUCAUUGCUCUGAUGAUUGGCUCCUACGCUUCCUCAGCUGUCACUUUUCCUGGAAUCAAGGUUAUAUAUGACUUUGGUGUCUCUUUCAUCCUCAUUCUGAUUGUCUGGGCAUCCUGUGCAGGACUAGUUUUCUUCAACUGUUUCUUCAACUGGCCACUGGAGCCAUUCCCAGGACCAGAAGACAUGGACUACACAGUGAAGAUCAAGUUCAGCUGGCUAGGAUUUGACCACAAAAUUACAGGGAAACAGUUUUACAAGCAGGUGACCACAGUGGGACGUCGUCUGAGUGUGGGGAGCUCUAUGAAGAACCCCAAGGAGCUGGCAGCUCAAGAGGGAAACAAACUCUGUCUGUCAACAGUGGACCUGGAAGUGAAGUGUCAAGCAGACGAUGCAGCAUCUCCGUCCUUUAUGCACAGUGUCUUCAGCCCAAUUUUGCUACUCAGUCUCAUCACCAUGUGCGUCACUCAGCUGCGGCUCAUUUUCUACAUGGGGGCCAUGAACAACAUCCUGGGAUUCCUUGUGGAGGGAGACCUGGAGACAGUGAGUCUCUACACCUCCGUUUUUGGGGUGUUGCAGCUGCUCUGCCUGAUGACUGCCCCCAUGAUUGGAUACAUCAUGGACUGGAAGCUGAAGGAAUGUGAUGAUGGUUCAGAAGAGGCUGAUGAGAGUGAUGCUAAUCAAGAUGGUAAAAAAAAGAAAAAACGUGAUCGCCAGAUUCAGAAGAUUUCGAAUGCCACAAGAGCUUUUGUGUUCACCAACAUACUACUAGUUGGAUUUGGAAUUACCUGUCUCAUUCCUAACCUGCCUUUGCAGAUCCUUUCCUUCAUUUUGCACACCAUAGUGAGAGGAUUCAUCCACUCAGCGGUGGGAGGCCUCUAUGCAGCUGUAUACCCCUCAACGCAGUUUGGCAGCUUGACAGGACUGCAGUCUUUGGUCAGUGCCCUCUUUGCUCUUCUGCAGCAGCCCUUGUUCCUGGCAAUGAUGGGACCAUUGAAAGGAGACCCUCUUUGGGUGAACGUGGGGCUUCUUGGAGUGAGUAUGCUGGGCUUCUGCCUGCCGGUAUAUCUGAUCUGCUAUAAACGCAGGCUAGAAAGAGAGAAACAGCAGAGAAGUGAUGAUGCCAAACUCUUCCUCAAAAUCAAUGGCACUCCCAAUGAGGAAGCCUUUGUUUAAGUCAGAGCUUCAAACAAAGCCUCCUCUUCACGAGUUCCCCUGCCACUUCAAUGGGUCUACCUCUGGCCCGAGUCAUGAUCCUUCUCUCCAUGCUCUGCCAGCUUCACACAGCAUGGUCUGCUGGCUUACAGUGAAGACUGAGUAUGUUUGAGACACAUGCCAGGAGGAGACCUCCCUCUUCUUCUUUCCUUUUCUAAAAGCUACACAGAUCACAGAUUGAAUGAGCUGAAGCCUGCCUUAACUGGCACUGUCUUGGCUGCAGGAGAAUGACACUUUACUCACCAUUACCAAGCUUGGCUACGGGACUGUAGUCCCUUGCUUGAAAUCCCUGUGCUGUGCACAUUGGAAAGGGGUCUUCCUGCUGUGUCUUGCAGAAGUAGAUUUUCAGUUCAUUGCUAAACACUAAUCUCUGAGGCUGAACUCAAACUUUUUCUCCAUAUAAUGUAAAGAGAUGGUUAGUGAGCAAUGGAUUCUGCCACGUGUGCCAAAACGAAGGGUCCAGCUGACUGCUCUUCCCCCUCCCCACCCUCCAGCAGCCGGGGAGUCCUCUAGCCCAGCCUGUAAGCUUUCUCUGCGUGGUAAGAUGCCUGUCUUGAACCAUUCAGCUGGAAAUUGGACCUUGUCUGAAGUGCUUUAAGAAGUGUUGCCUUUCUUCUUCUCCUCUCCCCGCAGUGACCCUGGGAGAAGAGCAGCAGCUGGUAGUGUGGAGAUAAUCUUUGAGUAGAGCUGAAAGGCUUUCUCAAAACUGAGUCCUACGGUGCAAAACAACUUUGUUUCUAGGUGCUGGUUUUGUUGAUUUGUCUUACUGUUGAAAAGAACCAACAGUGCAGAAGUGGACUUGCAUGUAGUAGCUGGAUCCUGUGACCACAUGGAAGAUUGACAUGGUGAGACAAUUUCACUAAGUCUCAGCAGGACCUCACAGCAGUAGCCUCUUAACAUCCUGGGCUCAGAUAACAGCCUCCUUUGAGAGAAUCCAUCACUCUGAGCUGCUGAACACCAACUUAACUGUAACUGACCAAAAAGCUGCUGGUUGGCAGUGUGAGAGGAGCCUCCUAGGGUAUCUGUGCUCUUUCUGGACAGGACAGAUGGAGAUCACUGACUGUGGUUGGGUAGACUUCAGAGAACAAUAAGUGGACUUGGGGGUACCUGAGGAGGUCACUGCUCAGACAUGGAGAGAAUACAAAGGGAAUUCUUGGCCUGCUUCUCUCUUCUAGCCAUGCCUUUCCUAGGCCUUGUCUACACUGGACUUUGUUUUUCCAUAACCUUCCUGCUAUUGCUAUCAGUGACUCAGCUCUAUGGUGGGAGCACUAGUGUAGAUAGGCUGCCUGUGUUCCAUCUUGACCUGCUUUGAGCAGGGUUACACGACACUGGUUAAAUGCCAGUGGCUGGGCUGAGCUGAGCUAGUGAUUGUGAUAGUGGGGAGAUUAUGGAAAACCCUGAGUCUGGUGUUCUAUGGCAAAUGCAGUAGUGGUGCUUUCUUAGUCUUGCAGUAUCUCCAAUGCCUGGCACAGGGGAGAGUUUCUUGAACUUCACCUCUAAACCAGGCAGGAAAAGCACAAGACUCUGCUGUCACUGUCCAGUAACUCCAAACUGGGAUUAAGAAACAAUGGUGCAUCUGAAUGCUCUGUCGGAAGUGACCUUGGAACUGGGGGGGGGGAAGAGGGGAAGUUUGUCAGAAUGAAAGCCAACACCUUUGCUAUACAGGAUUACAACAUUCAGGUGAGCAGACUACCCGAGCCCUUUCCAUUUAAAGAGUAAACUCUGCAGGCAUUCUAAAUGGCACCAUGGAAAAGAAUCCCUGUUAGAAUCCUUAACAGACUCAUCAUGCUAGUUAGGUUGCCAGUGCAUAAUGACUGAGCAGCAGCGCCCUCUGGUGUUACUGUAUUGUAAAAUCCCAUACGCUGUUUACAAAACAAUGACAAAACAUUUAUUUCAGAGCUGCUUGUUUGUUUUGAAUAGAUUCCUGCCACUUAAAGAGUAUAUUUUAAACAUUGGUGGGUUUUUACCUGUUGCCUUCAUCAGUUGUCACACUUCAAAAGCAACCAUGUCUUAUGCUGUAAUACUGCAUCAAUGCAAAAAUAUUUUAUUCUAUUCUGGUGGCUUCUUACAAGUUUGAGGAGCUUUGGAGAUGUUUUACUGCCCUUCUCAGCUUCUUUUCCUUGUGUCAAGCAACAAUUAGGGAGUACAGCUCAACUUGGCAAUUUAGGAUUUAAACAGUAGAGAAAAAUCUGAAGUACAUAUAUGCUUGGAAGACAUACCAGCAAUAAUUUAAUUUCCUUGUAAUGAGAGUAUUUCUGGAUGGUUUUCUGCAGAUUUCUGCAUCCUGUACUGCCAAGUGUUGCUACACUUAAAUGCUCUGCUAUUGCACACCUGUUCACUCCUGGACUGUUUACUCAACAAGGAAAGAUCAGCUCACAUAAUGCAUCAGAUUUUUAGUAAAUCUUCGAGUCUGAAUUGUGGCAUGAACUGCAGUCAGCUCACCCCAUCAGCUUUGGAGAAUAAUGUGGUAAAGACAGAUACCUAAUUUUCAAAAGUGACUGACUAGUGAUUUUUAGAUGCCCAAUAUGAGAGUUUAAAGGGCCUAAUUUUCAGAAAGUGUUGAACACCCACCCUCCCUAAAACAGGCCCCUUUAAACUCUCUGAGCAUCCAAAGUCAGUAGGUGCUUUUGAAAAUUGCAACCAGCAUCCUUAGUUCCAUGCCUUACAAAUGCAGACAGUCUGAGAGUCGCAGCCUGCCAGCUGCAUGACCUUACAGCUUAACUGCAUGGAAACCUUAUUAACUGGGGUCUCAAACUCAUUAGAGGAAAGCUCAAGAUUCUGUUUAAUCAUGGUAAGGGGAGUAGGAUAUAAAUUCAGUGGGCACAUUCCCCCUUGAAUCACAGUAGAGACCACACUGAUGAUUGUGGGAGGCUCACACAGAAAUCAGGACAAUACAGCCUUUAUGGAGUAACUAAACACUUAUUCCUGCAUUUACAUCCCCUAAUUGCAACUGCUAAUUCCCUCCUGUGGAGGGCUUCUCUCCAACCCUAUUCCAGCAAUGCAAUCAUUAAUGUUGACAUAGAUGUGUGAUAUCUAGGUUUUAGAACGGAUACCCUAUUCACUUGAAUAGAAGGCAGAGGAAUUAAUGCCAGAGUCACUGUUUCAUAGUCUCUGCAGCCUCAGGCAGGCAUUGUCGUGAUGGCUUACAAUUGGUUCAUAGGUGGAAGGUUACCUCUGCACUCAUGUAGGCUAGAAACAUAAUUUACCAAAAAAUUAAACUGAGAUUGUGGAGAACCUAGUUAUGGGGCUCUCAUGAAUUAAAGUUACCUGGACCAGAUCUGGCCACAACUGUUUGAUACCUGGCUUUAUAAGAUGCUUUAGAAUAUUUAAUAUUGUAAAGGGCUCAGAUACCAUGGUGGUGAUUGUGGUAUAAGUGCUGAGAAACAAGAGACUUUUAUGUCUAUGUAAAGGUCUAACCGGACAACCAAAAUAUUCCCACCCCUACAAUGGUGAAUAUAGUCCUUGCCUGUAUAUCAUGGAAAUGUAUUCUUCCAGGACACUUCCGACCUAACAUGUCUUGUUCAUGGGCAGCUUAAUUUAUGCUGGCAUGUUUCCUUAACAGCAGAAUGAGUUUAAUGAGGUAUUUGUCCUCGGUGUGUCCAGUGGCAUGAUCCAGAGAAGAAACCCUAAUACAUGUGCACAGCUCCUUUAAAUGCAUUAAUGUUGAAAUUCUGGCAAAUAAGUUGCAUCAAUUUCAUAAUCUCCAAUUGCUAGAAAAGUUUUCUAGCAUUCAGAUGCUUUCUCUGCAUCACUCACAACUCCACGCACUUACACUGAGGAGAUGAGCUGUCUCUUUCGGAGUGGAUGUUCCCCGUAUGUCUGGAAACAGAAGACUGGACCACAGCUGGUCUGCAAAUGCUUGUUGCUAUGAUGUGGCUGCCUCUGAGAGUCUGUGUUUAAGAGGUGCCUGCAUAGAAAGUGUGCAUGCAUUUUGGGGUGGCUCCUGGCAUUGAUAGGGGUACUUUUUUGCAUAUGAUUGGUCUUUUUAUUUAGGAUUCUGAAAAUAAAAAGCUGUAUGGAAAACAGGCCUUAAUAUAUAACUGGUUGGCCAGUGGCUAUUUGCAGAAAACAAAGGCAAACUUUGCUGAGAGUUUCAUUCUGACCUAAACACUUUUGCAGUAAUUAAUACAACCGCCCCCAGCAUAGUGAGCCUCUACUCCACAGGUCUUUUAGAGGAAAACUGCAAAAUAAUGAGAUUAUAAUUAAAACAACAUCAGUAAAGUAGAAAACUUCCAUUUUGACAAGCUGACUAGUUUAGGAGAUAGAAUACAGAGACAAACAUUGGAAUGCAGGACAAAGCAGAUACUUACAAUAUUUUUGUAGCUAUGCCUUUCAGUGAUACUUUCCUGGCUGCCUGUAUCCACAUGAAUCUGUAUUCCAAUCUAGAAGUGCAGAGUUAUUAAUAUGAAUUUAUUAAUCUACAUCACUAGAUAGGUGCUUCUGCUGGGAAGUGGCAGUAAAACAGGACCUUUCAAUGAAAACUUCACAAUAUUCACUUCUGUGGAACUAACUGAAACAGUGACUGCUUUUAUAGAUACAUAUUCUUAUCUACCCCAUCUCUGUGCUCACUUCACCACCUAUUGUCCUGCACUCCACCUAAUCCUUUUCUUUCUGUUGUCCUUCACCCCCAAAUCUUGGAACAACUUCCCAUGUGCCAAGCAGACCUCCCUUUACUUCCUCUAAAUCCACUUCUCCUAACCUUGAAGCAUUAAUCCCCUCCCAGUGCUGUGGUCAUUCCUCUUUGCCUUUUGUAUUUGUCUGAGUUAUACCAUAUGUUCCUUGGGGCAGGGUCUGUGUCAUCUUAUGUGUUUGUAAAGUGAUGUGUAUUCUUACAGUACUCUAAAUAAUAAAUAUGGUAUUAAACUAA